Molecule: messenger RNA, 5543 nt
Organism: Cryptomeria japonica (Japanese cedar)
Lineage: Eukaryota; Viridiplantae; Streptophyta; Pinopsida; Cupressales; Cupressaceae
Product: pentatricopeptide repeat-containing protein At3g18110, chloroplastic
Exons: 4
Coding region: 182-4624 (1480 amino acids)
Molecular function (GO): protein binding
Source: RefSeq, a predicted model, not a curated record
AAAUUAAUGGAAAAUCAAUGUCACCAAUUAAUCAGAAAAAUAUCUGCUCUUCGAUAUUUUGUGUGCUGGAAAGAACAUUGGUCCUCGCUAAGCAGAAUUGCUCACAACGUAUAUUCAGUGCUUGGACACACUCAAAUUUGAGGAUGCGCAAUGUCUGUGUAAAUAGAUAGGUAGCUGAAAAAUGUUAGCCGUAUGUAUUUUCCCAGCCAGGGGAGUCCAUUCGGGCGCACCAUCACCUCCAAAACAGGUAUGCUAUUCAAAUUCAUUAUCCAAUAAUGCAUCAGCUACUUCUUCUUCUUCUCCACAACAAUUUAAGUACAGUAGGGCUUCGCCUUCAGUAAGAUGGCCUCAUUUGAAUAGGGAAGACGACCCAGUAGAUUUAUUCUCAUUGCCUUCCACUCAAAUCCCACCAGAACAAAAUGGUAGAAUAUCCAGAAAGGAACACAAAAACCAUUUAGAAAGAGAGCAGGGGUGCUCUAAAUCUUCAAAUUUGAAAAAUAUCGAAAGCACAAAUGUCAAAAUACGCACAAAUGAAGACACCAAUUUGGAGCAGCAGGAAGGCUCUAUACCUCCAAAUUUGGCCCAUAACCAAGAUAUAAUGGACGAGAAAUCCAUUCUGGAGAGUAAGAGAUUGGCUAAAAGACAAGCGCAAGUUGCAAUCAAGAGGGCCACUGAUUGGCAGAGUCGAGUUCAUCGGCUAUCGAAUGCCAUUUGCAAGCUGCAUUCUGAUCGUCUGGUGGCAGAUGUGCUGGAGAAUUCUAGGAUAGAGCAGCUUUCACCCCUUGAUUAUUGUUAUGUCGUGAAAAGGGUGGGACAGACACAUUGGAAAAGAGCUCUAGAGAUUUAUGAAUGGCUGAACUUUUGGCAUUUGUAUACGCCAAAUCCCCGGAUGUUGGCAACUAUAUUGGGUGUUUUGGGCAGGGCUAAUCAGAUUGUUUUUGCUGAGGAGAUUUUUCAGAGAGCAGAGCCUAAAGUGGGGAAUUGUGUUCAGGUAUACAAUGCAAUGAUGGGGGUCUAUGCUAGACACGGGAGUUGUGAGAGAGUGCAAGAGUUGCUUAACUUGAUGAGGUCCAGGGAUUGUGUGCCAGACCUUGUGACUUUCAAUAUUCUGAUCAAUGCUCGCACCAAGGCGGGCUAUAUGGGAAAUGGUUCUGCAAUUGGCUUGCUUCGAGAAGUGAAAAAUGCAGGGCUGAGACCUGAUAUUAUUACUUAUAAUACACUAAUCAGUUCCUGUGCAGCAGGUGGGAGUGCUUUGGAGGGUGAAGAAGUUUUUAAGGACAUGGAGCAAUCUGGGUGUGAGCCUGAUCUUUGGACUUACAAUGCAAUGAUUUCUGUGUAUGGGCGUUCUGGAAACGAUGAGGAAGCAGGGGAAUUAUUGGAUGCUAUAAAAAGGAGAGGAUUUUGUCCCGAUGCUGUCACCUACAAUGCUCUAUUGUACGCAUUUGCAAGGAACGGGAAGGUGGAAAAGGUUGAUAGUGUCAGGAUGCAAAUGGCUUCCGCUGGAUUCAGGGCAGACGAAAUCACCUACAAUACUAUGAUUCACAUGUAUGGGAAGAAAGGGAUGCAUGAAAAUGCCCUCCUUCUGUAUAAGGAAAUGACAACAUCAGGAUGCCGGCCAGAUGCAGUGACAUUCACCGUUUUGGUUGAUUCUCUGGGGAAAGCUGGCUUCAUAAUGGAGGCAGCCCAGGUUUUCUCUGAAAUGUCAGAAGCUAGGGUGAAACCCACAUUACGUACUUUCAGUGCUUUGAUCUGCGGAUAUGCGAAGGCAGGCAUGCUAGGAGAAGCAGAAGAAACAUAUGAUUGUAUGAUAAAGACUGGAAUUGGGCCAGAUUGUCUGGCCUACUCUGUGAUACUUGGUGUUCUACAAAAAGCCAACAAGAUAGAAAAGGCUUUGACAUUGUGCGAGAAUAUUGUGCAGGAGGGCCUCAAACCAGACCCAAGUUUGUAUGAAUCCAUGCUUCAGAUCUAUAUGAUUGAAGAUGACCAAGAGGGUGUGAAGAAAUUGACUGAAUAUAUGGAGGCUUCUUCUCUUGAUCCUUCGACUGUAUGUAGUAUCCUGGUCAAGGCAAAAUGCAACGAGCAAGCAGCUAAUGUGUUGAAGUCAGCUGUGGUCCAAGGUUACUCUCCAGGUCGUGAAAAUUCGCUUUCCAUUCUCGAUGUAUAUCGUUUGUCAAACAGGUACAAUGAUGCACGCGCCUUUGUAAAUUUCAUCUCUGAUAUUGGAACCAAAUCCAUCACUUCCAUCACUGUCAUACAUGAAGCAUUGAUCAUUAUGCUUGCAGAAGCUGCACAGGUUGAAGCUGCAAGAGAAGAAUUUGAAAAAUUGAGUAUUUAUUGUCCUGUGGUUGGUGCCUCUGUUUAUGAAGCUCUGAUUAUAGCAUAUGAGCAGUCUGAGCUUCUUGCUGAAGCUUCACAACUUUAUUCAGAUUUCAGGUUUUAUGGUCUGCAGGCUACUUUUGAUAUCUGUAGAUCUAUGGCCAUGACUUAUUGUAAGAUGGGGUUUCCUGAGACAGCGGAUAAUUUAGUUGGCUGCACUUUGCAGAGCGGUAUGAUAUUAGAAGAUUAUUCGGUUUAUGCUGCUUUGAUUGAGGCUUACGGAAAACAAAAUAUGUGGCAGAAUGCAGAAGAGAUAUUUGGGCAGCUUCAGUUGUCGAAUUUGCCCAUAAAUGGGAAGGUUUGGAAUGCUCUCAUAUAUGCAUAUGCUCAGAGUGGCCAGCACAAGCAAGCACGGAUUGCAUUUGAUCAAAUGUUAAAAAAUGGCUUGUCACCUACAGUAGACACUGUCAAUGGCCUCAUGCAGGCAUUGAUUAAUGGAGAAAGAUUGGAACACAUGCAAAUCCUGGUUGAGGAAUUACAACAGAUUGGAUUUAGGAUAAGUAAAAGCACCAUCUCUCUGAUGUUUAAUGCAUUUGCCAAAGUUGGGAAUAUUCCCGAGGUAAAAAGGAUUUAUAGUGAUAUGAAAGCUGCAGGUUAUUCUCCUAAUAUGCAACUUUACAGAACAUUUAUCAAAUUGCUCAGCAAGAGGGAGCAAGUCAGAGACGCUGAGUUGAUUGUUGCAGAUAUGGAAGCAGCUGGUUUCAAGCCUGACGUUGGCAUCUACAAUUCAAUGCUACACCUGUACACAUGCACAGGACAUUUUAAGAAGGCAGUUGAAGUUUAUCAACACAUGCAAGCAGCCGGAUGUGAUCUAGACGGUAAUACUUAUAGCAUUUUAAUCUCCAUGUACAGUAGGCAUCUUAGGACUGGAGAAGCUUUUGCUAUUCUGAAAGAAAUGAAGAGGUAUGGUCACAUGCCUACAUUAAAUGCAUUCAAAGAAUUACUUUCUGUUUGUGGUAGACAACAGCUAUGGGAAGAGACUGAAAAACUUUUCGGUGAAAUGCAAAAUUCUUGCAAAUUGGAUAGAGAAGCAUAUCAUGUCAUGAUCAAAGCAUAUAGAUAUGCUGGUGAGCAUAAAAAAGCAGAAAAUCUCCUGGCUGAGAUGAGAAAUUCAGGGAUUGAGCCUACUCUUGCAACGAUGCAUAUGCUUAUGGACUCAUAUGGAAAGGGUGGAGAGCCAGAAAAAGCAGAAAAUGUACUCAAGGAUUUAUAUGACUCUGGAUUGAAUUUGGGUACUGCACAAUAUAAUACUGUUGUGAAUGCUUACCUUAAAAUUGGCGAUCAUGCCAUGGCAAUUGAGAAGUUGAUGAAGAUGAGGGCGGAUGGUUUUGAACCAGACUGUAGGACAUGGACAUGCAUCAUUGGAGCUGCAAGCAUGUGUAAAAGUACCAGUGAAACAUUAUAUCUUCUUAGGACUUUGGGUGAUGUGGGAUUUACACUGCCAAUCAGGCUGCUAACAGAGAAUUCAGACAAAUUGAUAUCGGAAGUUGACAUCCUUCUGGAAGAAAUGAAGGUGCUGGAAGAUGAGGUUGGAUUUGGCUUUGUGAAUGUCAUUGAAGAUCUGCUUUGGGCAUUUGAACAGAGAGCUACCGCUGCAUGGAUUUUUCAAAUGGCAGUUCAAAAGAAGAUUUACCCUCAAGAUGUCCUUAGGGUCGAAAACAAGGACUGGAGGGCUGAUUUUCGGAGGCUUUCUGCUGGUGCAGCAUUGGUUGGACUCACACUGUGGAUGGAUCAUAUGCAGGAUGCGUCUUUGCAGGGUGUACCAGAAUGUUCAAAAUCUGUGGUAUUAGUAACUGGUAGCAGCAUCUACAGUAAUGCCAUUUCUGUGAACAAAACUUUGAAGGCCUUUUUAUGGGAGAUGGGUUCACCUUUUUACCCUUCUAAGCUUCACACUGGUAUCUUUGUUGCAAAAGGUCAUGCUUUGUGUAUGUGGCUUAAGGACUCACCAUUUUGCAUGGAUCUUGAACUGAAGAACUGCCAAUCUUUACCUGAAUAUAAUUCCAUGGACAUUUAUGAAGGCUCAUUAAUGAGGUCUGAGAUGGUUUCUCCAUUUAGACAGAUAAAUGAACAACUGGGAAAAGUGACUCCUAAAAAAUUUUCAAGGCUUGCUCUUAUGCCAGAUGAGAAACGGGAAAAAGCAAUAUCUGCUGAAUUAAAGGGCAGAAAAGAGGUGCUAGAGAAGAGGAAGGGUUCCAUCAGAUUAAAGAGGGGAAGGAAAUUUAAUUUAAAACAAAGAGCCAGAGAGUAAUUCUUGUAUCUGAUAAAAUGCAAAGUAUUUAUGCGUGCUUAACAUAGUCAUCCAAAAACUAUAUUGCAGGAAUGAGGGCCUUGGCCUGUCCAUUUACCUGUAUCUCAUGUCUCAAGGUCACCAUGGAGCUAAACAAUGUAGUUCUGAUGCAUCUAGGAUCUUGAGGUUCAUUAUUUGAAUGCAUUCUUAUGCACACUUAUCAGAUGGUCAAGAAAAGCUUACACGAUUCAGUGUUUACUGUACAUUUACAACUUGGCCGAGGGCCUUACAAGAUAAAUCAUUCAAAUCAUUCAUCAUUAUAGAGCUUAAGUCGUUGGGUGAAACCUUUGGUAUAUUACCUUUUGCCCAGAGUUGGGAAAAAAAGUUGGAUACGAACACAUUAAAAUUUGCAAUAAGUUUCACAUAUAUACCCUAUUCUCUUAUAAAAACAAAUUUUAUGAAGUAUGGAAAUGAAGAUAAUAUAUAUAUAUAUUUCUAUUAGCAAAAUAAAGAGAACUUCUGGGUCUUUUAUCUUCACUUAUUUAGGUGAAUGGUGGCAUCUGUACACAUUGGAGAACAUCUUGUGAAGGAGAUUAUUGCCGAGUGGCUUUCAUAUUGCUGUUAUAUAAUCGAGAUUCCUCUACUCUGACAAUCUAAUAUGGUGGUGUCAUUUCCUAUUCAAGGCACUUCACAAUUAGUCAAUGUGGAGUUAGGAUACAAAGAUAGUGGAGAUUGGCAACAAUGGUAGGUUCUCCAAUGCCUAUGGAUAUAGAGAUGAAUUGCAUUGUCUAUAGACUUUGAUAGGUCCUACAGAUCAACUUGGUUUGAAGGACAUAAAAAAUCGUCACCAUCAUCUUUGAGAGCCAUCUAUUGGUUUUCAGUGUCAAUAGUUAUUUUGUAAAAUACAGUUGACAAAAUAAAAUAGUGCAUUUUGAGUGUA